Molecule: messenger RNA, 6621 nt
Organism: Diorhabda sublineata
Lineage: Eukaryota; Metazoa; Arthropoda; Insecta; Coleoptera; Chrysomelidae
Product: hemicentin-2-like
Exons: 7
Coding region: 651-1538 (295 amino acids)
Biological process (GO): synapse organization
Cellular component (GO): neuron projection membrane
Source: RefSeq, a predicted model, not a curated record
UUUAGGCGCGUCGUUUAUGCGUUUUUCACGAAUUUACUGUUUAAAUAAAUUUUGAACAAUAAUAAUAUUUGUGGUGACAUAAGUGGUCGUGUUAGUUAGCUUGUUUAUGAAGUGAACAUGGACUAAAAUUUGCUAUGGAUAAUUCGGUAUUCGGUUGUAGUUUUCGGAAAAGACGUGCCUUGGUAGCAGAUUUCACAAGCUAUCACCUCUCCGAAGGAUAAAUUGAAAUUCUGGGCGCCUGCAGGCGAACUCGGUAUUCCUGAGCCACGUCUACAUGUCAAGACACAACCAAAUCGCAUGGUAUGUGGUACUAUUCUUAAAAUAAUCAAUCAAAUGGAAUGGAUGAUAACAAUAAAUUUGAAAAUAUCACAGAGGAUUCAACAUUAAAUCAGACAUCUCUUCAAGAGUGGAUUCGUAUUGUAUUGAAUGCAACGUUUAUAAUGAACUUUUUAUUAAAACUCUCGCAUUUGAACCACUUCAGUUUCAUUCCGAAAACAAGUUGGGAAACUUCUCGAAGGCACUAAAGUCAACAAGUUAAUGGCGGAGAAUUUAGUUGUAUGCCCAGUUUCAAUUGUGUAGUAACAUGUACAUUUUCAUAGCCCCCACUUAAUUAUGUGUAGUACCCAAUCCAUUUAAGAAUUACCGAAGAGAUGGAAUCUACGCGGCUCCUAAUAUAUACAUUGUGGAUGUUGAUAUUUCCCGAGUCAUUUACAGUCUUCCAUGAAGGUGAAGCAGCCUACGCGGUAAAACGUUUCACAGGGUUAUACACGGGUCCAUAUUUCGAUCCAACUACAACUACAAAUAUAACAACCCAACUAGGAACCCAUGCCUACAUCCCCUGUAAAAUUAAGCAGCUAGGUAACAAAUCAGUGUCUUGGAUAAGAAGACGCGACGCCCACAUCCUUACUGUAGAUAGGUAUACUUUUAUAGCAGACGAUAGGUUCCAAGCCUUUUUUGUAGAAGCAACUGACACGUGGACGUUGCAAGUUAAAUAUGUACAAGCUAGAGAUGCAGGACAAUAUGAAUGUCAGGUCAGCACAGAGCCAAAGAUGAGUCACUUCAUAACCCUAAAUGUAGUGGUUCCGAAGAUAGAGAUAGAAGGAGAAUCUGAUAUCUAUGUGAAACGAGGUAGUACGGUUCAGCUCAAAUGUAAAAUAACGUUGUCCUUAGAAGAACCCGCAUACAUAUUUUGGUAUCACGAUGGUGAACGAGUGCUCAAGUACGACCAAAGCGCCAUUGAUAUACGCACAUCGCGAAAAGGUACAGAUACAACAAUUAGUACAAUGACUAUAUUCCGCACCAGACCAGAAGAUGCUGGCAAUUACACGUGCAGUCCGUCCAAUUUGGACUCUGCGAGUGCCUAUUUGCACGUUAUCAACGGUAAGUUUUUGUCGAUCAUCUGGGUAGGUACAGGAUAUAUACUAUUUAAUACUCAAAUAAUUAUUUUUUCAUUGCAACAUUUCUAUUUAAUAAAAAAUAUAGAUAGCGACACUGUGCAAUUUAUAAUUAUCAUUAUAUCAUAUCAGAUCAUAUCAUAAGUAUAUUUUAUGAGACGAUACUGUGCAGUAAUUCAUUUUAAUACCUAAUUAAUGAGUUUUAAGCUGCUUGUUCAUCGAUAUCCAAGGCCCAUCCAUACACGGAAACGAACUGAAAAAUAAUUCAGGAAGGAAGUUCUUCGUUCAAAUAUGGUAGCAGUUUGAGUAAGUAAAUUAGAUAAGUGCAAGGGGGCGAAGCAAAAAAAUGUCUCUACGAUAACAGAAGUGAGUAAUUAUCUCUCUGAUACAUAUCUAGUUGAUCAAUAACAUUUCUCGCAGUACAAAAUGUUAUGGUCUAAAAGAGAUUUUAUUAUUCAAUAUACCCUUUUCAAAAUUCAAUGCAAUUACUCUAGAGAUGUUCUAAGGAUUUCAUUUCAAAAAUUAGAAUCUAACUAACAUACGCUUGAACGGAUAUAAUUGAAGGUUACCUCUUAAUUCGAUAAAUUGCUUUGUAUCAGUUUGUACCGUAAAUCACUGAUUUUGAUUUUAUGGUUUAUAUUUUGAUGGUUAUACUAUCUUUCAUGCUAUAAACUUCUUUGUUUUUGAUUUAGGAUCAUGGACGUGGACACAGGACUCACAAAAGAUUUUUCGUCUUUUCUAAAAUACUACAAAUAUUAUUGAAAACGUCGUAUGUUUUGGUUUCGUGUUAGCGACUUCAGUCAUCACUACCUAAUGAGCUGCUUAGAGCUUCUGCUACGAGGUGUGGCUAUUAGAUAACGAACUGGAUGAUAUAAAAGAUUUUGAGCGUUUUUGUAGUGGGAUUGUGGCAAAAUUAAACACUCUAGUUAGUGUACUAACUCUAAUGUAUCUCCGAUCUUUCGAAUACUUAUAUAUCUAUUGUCUGGGACUGAAAUGAUGGUCAAGUACAAUAUAAAAAUAUGUAUAAAAGUAUAACAAAAAAUUCUUACAUCAAUUAGUUAAGAAUUGCGGCGUUUUAAAUUUUGUUGAUUCUUUUAAAAAGCAUCGAAUUCAUUUAUUUCAAAAAGCAAUAUUCAAAUUGACGCUUGAUAGAAAUAUCAAGGUUUUUGAUUAUAGUUGUAGGAAAUCUUUCAGUUCCUUCAAGACACGUGCCGCUUUUUCUUUUCACAGCUUCAACGUACUCAAAUCUUGUUCCUUUUAAUGCAAAUGUGACCUUAGAAAAGAGGUAGAAGUCGCACGGUGCAAGAUCCGUUGGUCUAACACUGGUACGUUGUACAUGGCUAGAAACUUCUUGGUAAACAGUGCGGAAAGAGCUGGCGCAUCAUCUUGAUGAAGAAGCCAUGACUUUUUCUAUCACAAUUCGGCUCGUCUUUUAUCUUAUUCUUUCACGUAGCUCAGUAAGAACUUGAGGAUGAUAAUGUUGGUAAGCAAUUUUAUUUUCAGAUGCUUUGAAUUUUCGUUUUUUUUUUACCCUUGCCGACGUUGAACUCUUCCAGCGCUUGGAUUAGCAAUUUGUUUCAGGAUCAUAGUAAAUAGUUAUUUACGUUAUAAGUCCGGGAAGUGAUAGAUGUUUAUAGAUGAGGCGACGAAGGAGCAAAUUAUUUCAAUUAAGUCUUCGAAAAGGUACAAAAGGGAAGAAGUUGAAACAUUUAUGAGGGACGCCCCAGACAAAGACUAUUUACUGGUGAAAGUUAUCGCAUUAAUUGGCAUUUUCGGAGGUUGUUGAAGGGAAGACAUUUAUAAUUUAGAAGUAGACGAUGUAGAGAAUAAUGAUUCUCAGUUAGUGGUUCGUAUUAAUCACACAAAAACACAGGUUCGACGGGUUUUUACUUUGAUCAACAGUAAUGCGGUGUAAUAAAUAGAUGUGUUCAGAAAAUAUAGAAAUUUUCGAAAACACCUUUUUAUAAAAGCACUUUUGGUAGGCUACAGACAAGGAAAAUGCGAAGGGCAAAGAGCUGGGAUACAUAAUGUUGAUGGGGCACCAAAAAAAUUGUUGAAUUCCUCAAUCUUGAGCAUCCAGAACAGCACACCAGACAUUGCUUCAGAAAGACUGUUGGCCAACGCUUGGGCUGAUAUCAAUGUUUUAAAACGGCAUGGUAGAUGAAAGAGUUCAUCAAUGACUGAAAAGUAUGUGGAAGAAUCCGUCGAGAGCAAAAAGAAUGAUACAAGGAGGUGAAACUUUUGUACAAGUGUUGAACCAAAACCACACAUCUUCCAGCAUUAUUGAAAAUAAAGAAGUACGUCCAGUAAUUACUACAAUAAAUGUUUCUGGUAACAGUAGUUGCACCAUUACUGUUAACAUUCGAUAAAUUAAAAUAAAAGUUUAGUUAUUGAUGUUAAUUAAUUUUUUAUUUCUAAUUAUUUGCAAGGAUACGAAAAGUGCCAUUUUCCGGACUGUAAACUCGACUUUACAGUACAGUAUGAAAAAAAUAUAUGCGUCACACGUUAUUACCUUUUGUAAUAAGUUUGAGUCGUUUUCAAUCGCUCUCAAAGUGUCAAUACAAAUAUUUUUUAAUCACACACCUUUCGCAUGUUUAAAUUUUUAUGUAAAAAUCGCCGCACAUAAUCUUUGUCAACAAGAUUACCGAAUUUUUCAAUAUUUUCAUCCAUUUUUGACGUGAAAGAGCGAUACGAAUGUAAAUCAUUUCGCAUAAACCACUCAAAAACACGUGGACGCGAUAAAUAUUCAUUGCCAUAUACUUGUUUUAAUAAAUUAUAAGUUUUAGUUCAAUUUCAUGUGAAAUUUCAUAACAAUCCGUUGCUUUUGUCUAUCAUUUAACGGCAAAACAAAAAACAGCACCUAUACAAACGAAGGAAACGGCUAAACUGGUUUAUUUUCAGACACUAUAAACAUGGAAUUCGAAAAAGUAGGCUUCAGGCUAAACAUAUAAUAACCUAUGACGCAUGCGUAUAUUUUCUAUAACAACGCUAUUCUCGUUAUUUAAUAGCCACACCUCGUGGACCUAACUUCGUUAACCAACGCAGAAUCUUUUACCGUAUUUUUGUUCUUUGCUGGCGUUUAUGCAUUGUAAAUCAUCUUUAACUAUAAUAUCCAGUUUCCUUUUGAAUAUUAUAAGUUAGGUACGACAUUUCUACACGUAAGUUUUACAGAAAAAACUAAGAAAACUAGGAGUGGGUAAAUGUCAAACGGAUCCGUUCCUCCUUGCUCGCUUUGCACAUGCUCUAGAACGUAACGUCGUCUGCGCGGUCAGAGUCAAAGUCAUCAAAAGCUCCUGGUAGAAACUUGAUUUCUUUCUCAAUCAUUAAAUACUUAUGCGUUAAUAUUUAGGUGUAAAUAUAUUUUGUGUUGAUAGGUAAAUCAUUGAAGUAAGUAAAAUGUGUAAUAUUUACAUAUACGUAUCAUAUUACUUAACUACAAAUAUCAUUUUUUAUAACCUUAAAGUAGAUUAUGGAGAGUAAUAAUAAAGAAGAACUGAAAUCUGAAUUAUUUAUUAUGGAAAGUAAGAAUGAAGAGGAAUUGAAGACUGGAUUAUUUAAUUGUCCUGAGUGUCAUCGAACGUUCGUCAUCAAGAGUAAUUUAACUAGGCAUUGCAAUGAAGCGCAUUCUAAAAAGGACAUUGAUUCACUUACAAAUGUAUCCCCACUUUGUCAGGAAUGUUUUACUUGCUCUAGCAAUUUAAUUAGGUAUUUUAACACUAAGCAUAAAGGAAAAUCUCAGACAUAUUUAGAGUAAGUUUAAUCAUGCAAAUAUUUAUUUUUAUCACAAAUGGACAACAAGUUCUGCAUAUAUUCAAUAACUCGAUUAUUUCAAUUCAUGCAAAUAUUUAUUUUGGCUUACUUUAAUUUUGUAACUAAUUCUUUCUGAUUUAUAACUAAUUUUACUUGUAUUUUGUAACUAAAUUAUUCUGAGUUGUAAGUGAUUUCUGUUAAUUGUUAUACGUACUUUACUAUGAACAUAUUACAGAUUUCUAUGUACAUACAAUUACAAAUUCAAUAUCUAAUUAAUAAAUACACAUUUUCCAAAUCUAUUUUUUUGUUUAAUGUUGACUUACAUGAAAAUAUUCAGUAUUCGAUUAUUUUUAUAUGUAAAUUUUCAUUUAAUGGCUAUACUACUUGUAUAUGAUAGUCUGGAAAAAAAGUUCCGUUGAGGAAAAGUUAUUUGUUGUAACAAUUUAUGCAAUUUGAAAUAAAAAACAGUAUUAUACUCAAAUCUCUUUAUUUAAUAUUUUACAUUAUAAUCCCAAAUGUUGUCAAUGUGUUAGUAAUAUCAAAAGAGAACAAUUUGAAUUAAUUUUAGAAAAAAAUUGUUAAUAGAACAAAAGUUCAUCCAAAUUUCAUCGAAAAAAUUUUCUCAACAAUUACCAACUUUUGGUAUCAACAUUUUAAUGAAGCAAAACUAAUAACCAACUAAUUCAAAUCCAAUUUUCUGAAGUUUCUUGUAAUCGAAGAAUGUUAUUGUUAAUUAAUAUUAAAAUCAAACUAAAUAAUAUGCAAAAAAUAGAUUAGAACAAAGCUCAAUUUGAACUUUUUUCGUGUAAAUCUCAAUUUCAUAAAAAUGUUUUACAGUUUGAAUGAACAUUUUAUUGACAUGAAAUUAAUCCAUCAAUAAUAAUAAUCUACCAAUGGACAAAUACUAUUUCAAAAUUACCCGCUGAGACGCAGCGCAUGCGCAAAGCGAACAAGGAGGAACUUCUCAGUCUACGUUUCUAUCAUUGCUAUGAACUUCGUACCUUUAUAUGGAUUUGGGAUUAAUUUGUGUCAGUUAUUGUUAGUUUAUUGCGUUUUAUGAUAAAUCUUCAAAUUAAGUCAAAAUUUGACAGAUCUAGUUUGUGGGUAUGUAUUAUUAUUAAUUGAUAAUGAUGUAUUUACUAAAAAUAUGAAAUGAUUGUUGGAACCACUACUGGUAUUAUCUAUAUUAAUUGAAGUAACUUAAAAGUUCUGUUUUGUAUAAAGCUUUAAGAAAAAAAUAAAUAUUGAUAACGCCAGCUAAACUUAAUUCCCGCAAUUAAUUCAUUUCUUCUAUCCAGGGAAAUUGGAUUUUUUCAGAAGAAAGUCAAUAAGGAAAACGUCUUCGAUAAAGAAUUUGGGAUGAAGAAGGAAGUUCACGAGGAGAAAAAUAAAGAAAAGAAACAAUUUUAGAGGGAAUAAAUGAAAAUGAAAAUGUACUUUUAUAUAUUUAAUUCAGUAAUAUAUACAAUGUUUAAAA